CCAGUCCUCACCAUCAAAUCUCAAGAAAAAUUCAAAACUCAAAAGUCCUCAGAUCUCAACCAUGUCAGGCCGAGGAAAGGGCGGGAAGGGUCUGGGCAAGGGCGGAGCGAAGCGCCACCGGAAGGUUCUCAGGGACAACAUCCAGGGGAUCACGAAGCCGGCGAUCCGCCGCCUCGCGAGGAGAGGGGGGGUGAAGAGGAUCAGCGGGCUGAUCUACGAGGAGACGAGAGGGGUUCUCAAGAUCUUCCUCGAGAACGUGAUCCGCGACGCGGUGACGUACACAGAGCACGCGAGGAGGAAGACGGUGACGGCGAUGGACGUCGUCUACGCGCUGAAGAGGCAGGGGAGGACUCUGUAUGGGUUCGGGGGCUAAAACAAAAAUAAAAAAAAAGAUCAGGCCUUUUUCUUUUGUGGGUUUAGUUGGGUCUAGGGUUUGUUGUGUUUUGUGUUUGUUUGAAGUAACUCUGUUUACAUGUGAAUUUCGUUGUUUCGAAGUGGUAAUAUUACGUAGUAGCUGUUCACUCGCCCUUA
This is a messenger RNA of Asparagus officinalis (garden asparagus), 531 nucleotides long. RefSeq names its product histone H4. Gene Ontology annotation, molecular function: protein heterodimerization activity; DNA binding; structural constituent of chromatin. Gene Ontology annotation, cellular component: nucleosome. Bases 62 to 373 code for a protein of 103 amino acids. The record is from RefSeq and is a predicted model, not a curated record. Gene Ontology annotation, biological process: nucleosome assembly. NCBI's taxonomy places the organism in Eukaryota, Viridiplantae, Streptophyta, Magnoliopsida, Asparagales, Asparagaceae. The transcript has a single exon.